GUAAAAUUGUAAAAUUAAACUCUUUUUGUAUUACUGAGUGCAACAACCUUUUUCCCAGGGCCUACACUGUGCUUAUUGACAGGUUCGUCUCGAAUCUCAGUGGUAAUUGUUAACAUAAAAUCUCCCUAGCCACAAAACUAAGUUCAUAUUAAAACUCUUUUAGUAAUUUUUGCGUUUAGAUUUCGUCCAGAUGUUGUACAGCAUGUUCAAGUUUGACUGGCAGGAGAGGAUUACUUGCGAAGAGUUAGAACGACAUGCAUGGUUCCAAGGAUUGAGAAUAGCUGGAGAGGAAUUUUAUGAGGUCUUUGUACCAGAUGAACCAGCAUCUAUAACAUCUGGGUCGUUAACAUCCCUACCAACUGUGUCAAUAACGGCACACAAAGAUUCUCAAAGAAGCAACAACACCAGUCGUCCAGGUCUUCUGGACGGCAUUAGAGAUUUGUGGAAGCUAGAAAGCUCUAUCGACGUAAACGCCCUCGGAGAUAUUAAACAUCUAUGGUCUCCAAAAAAUAACACCACGAUCGACAUGAGCUUUCUGGUGGACGUUCGAAACCUUUGGAGUCAAUCAAGUUGCGAGGGCGCUAAUGUUUUGGCUGAUAUCCGACAUCUAUGGAUUGUAAAGCAUUCCUUUGAUGUCAGAUAUUUAGCCGACAUUAGGCAACUUUGGCUCCAUAAAAGUUUUCAUGAAAAAACGAAGAAUGCAGAUAAGGAAAGUCAGGUAUUCAACACAUCAUAA
Hydractinia symbiolongicarpus is the source of this 736-nucleotide messenger RNA. RefSeq lists its product as uncharacterized. Lineage: Eukaryota; Metazoa; Cnidaria; Hydrozoa; Anthoathecata; Hydractiniidae. The transcript is spliced from 2 exons. The record is from RefSeq and is a predicted model, not a curated record. Bases 191 to 736 code for a protein of 181 amino acids.